AGCUUUGCUUUUGCGUCGGGAGGAGGUGUUCCGUGGGGCCACACCUGGUCCCUUUCAGUGCAGUGUGACAGCGCAAGGGGCAGCAUCGCGAGCGGUCCCUCUAUGUCGUGUGGCCGCGUGACGACGUGACGAGGGAUGCCUGCCAGCCACUGGGUCCUUGCCGGGAUAUUGACAUUCGUCGUCCCACUGUGGCUGGCCGACGGCGCAUGGGCGAAGCUCGGCCAAAGUGACAACGAACGGCAGCAGCAGUCCAAGGUAGAGCAGCGUCACCGACCCUGGCAGCGGCGCGGUGCGACUGCGUCACCUGUGCGCGGGGUGGGCGCCCUGCCGGAGUGCGCGGCGCAACAGGUCUGCUCGGCGCUGUACGUGCGCGUGAACCGGACCCAGCCGCUGUGCGCCUGCCCGGCCGCCUUCGCCGAGCCCUGCUCGGAAUCGGCCGAGCUCGACGAGCACACCAUCAAGCUCGUGUCCAACGACAGGCAGGGCACCUUCAACCUCAUCAAGGUGUGCGAGCCCGUGCUGUCGGUACGGCGCUGUCAGGAGCCCCGCGACUGGCAGCUGCUGGCGCUGCAGAGCACCCGCACUGGCCGCGCCCACUACCUGCUCGUGUGCCGAUGCCCCACGGGGUCACGCCUGCUGGGGCCCGUGCGCCACACCACGCCGCCGUACGCCAACAUACCAGGCAUCCGCGUCUACGGCAUGCUCUGCGCUCAGGGGCCGGCAACGUCCUCCCUACCGCCUAGGGACAGCAGGAACUUUCAGAAGGGUUACUACCCGGAGGCCCCCUGGCCCAGGAUCCUCGAAAUGAUAAAGAAAUCUGGCCUCCAUUACAAGCUCUGACGUGUACAUGUAGACCAGAACCACCGUUCGAAUGCAACCGCAGCCGUCAACGGCGGCAACGUCAAGGUGACACCGGGAAAGCAGAAACGGCAGCAGGCGAAUUCGACUGCGCCGAAAUGAGACAGGCAACACAGCCGCUCGGACCUUCACACUGCGUGACACGCCAGGGCGCCAGUGGCCCACGGUAGCGGAGCGCGCUGUCAUCGGCGGUUCGCCGAAUUCGCAAACGGGAAGUUUCUUCUUUUACCCGCGACAUCGUGCGUUGAAACGUAGAAAAACUCAAAAUAUUCGCCGGCCUGGAGUGCAUUAAAACGCAUGUUUCACGUUCUACAGCUCGGUGGCGGCCAUUUCCAGGUUGUAUUCGGCGCUCAUCAAGGUCAUAAGCCCUGCCUGUACCGCUGCCUUGCAGUUGGCAAAAGUAAGGCAAAAAAACUGCACUGCUCGGCGCU
This is a messenger RNA of Rhipicephalus sanguineus (brown dog tick), 1289 nucleotides long. RefSeq lists its product as uncharacterized. The transcript has 4 exons. Bases 136 to 840 code for a protein of 234 amino acids. NCBI's taxonomy places the organism in Eukaryota, Metazoa, Arthropoda, Arachnida, Ixodida, Ixodidae. The record is from RefSeq and is a predicted model, not a curated record.